This is a messenger RNA of Phaeoacremonium minimum UCRPA7, 1611 nucleotides long. RefSeq names its product putative arylsulfatase protein. Gene Ontology annotation, biological process: phenol-containing compound metabolic process. The coding region runs from base 1 to 1611 and encodes 536 amino acids. The transcript is spliced from 4 exons. NCBI's taxonomy places the organism in Eukaryota, Fungi, Ascomycota, Sordariomycetes, Togniniales, Togniniaceae. The record is from RefSeq and is a predicted model, not a curated record. Gene Ontology annotation, molecular function: arylsulfatase activity; glycosaminoglycan binding; N-acetylglucosamine-6-sulfatase activity.
AUGCAGCUGCCGAAAGCGCUUAUCUCCCUGGCCAUCGCCGGGUCCGUCACGGCAUUUGGCCCGGAGGAUGCGAUCGCUGCUCAGCAUCCUCUAGGACCUGGGCUGCACAAAGCCCCAAAAAGACCCAAUAUUGUGUUCAUCUUGACUGAUGACCAGGACCUGCAUAUGAACUCAUUGGACUAUCUCCCACACAUCAAAAGGCACAUCAGCGACCGAGGAACUCACUUCAAGAAACAUUUUUGUAGCACUGCACUAUGCUGCCCCUCUCGUGUGACUCUGUGGACCGGGAAGCUGGCGCACAACACUAAUGUAACAGAUGUCAAUCCUCCGUAUGGCGGCUACCCAAAGUUCCUUAGCCAGGGUCUCAAUGAGAACUAUCUCCCUGUUUGGCUCCAAAAGGCCGGUUAUAACACAUACUACACUGGCAAGCUUUUCAACGCUCAUAAAGUUGAUAAUUACGAUAAGCCUCACGCCAAAGGAUGGACAGAAUCAGAUUUCCUACUGGAUCCUUAUACAUAUGUAUAUCUGAAUGCCUCAUAUCAGCGGAACCACGAUCCACCUGUGAGCUAUGAGGGACAGCACACGAUUGAUGUUCUCGCAGAGAAAGCUUAUGGCUUGUUGGAUGCUGCAGCAGAAAAGGAUGAGCCGUUCUUUCUCGGUAUCGCUCCAGUGGCUCCCCAUAGCAAUGUUGAGCUUGACAUUCCCUUGGACGAUCCGAGAGAUAUUGCACAGGCAAAGUUUACACCGCCGAUUCCUGCUAAACGGCACGAGCAUCUCUUCAAGGACGUCAAAGUCCCCCGCACGCCGCACUUCAACCCCGAAAAGCCAUCUGGUUCCAACUGGGUAAGAGAUCGUCCACGGCUCAGUGAAGAGAACGUGGAGUUCAAUGAUCACUUUUACCGUCAACGCCUUCGCGCCCUGCAGUCGGUCGAUGAGCUUGUGGACGGUGUCUUUGAGAGGCUGGAACGCUAUGGGCUUUUGGACAACACCUAUAUCUUUUACACCACCGAUAACGGAUAUCAUAUCAGCCAGCAUCGCCUACAGCCAGGAAAGGAAUGUGGAUUCGAGGAAGAUAUCAACAUCCCCCUCAUUGUUCGUGGCCCCGGGGUUCCUGAGAAUGAGACCACUGAGAUUGUGACGGCACACGUCGACCUUGCACCGACUAUUCUAGAACUUGCAGGAGCACCUCUUCGUGCUGACUUUGACGGUGACGCUGUUCCUCUGACUAAGCUCGGCAUAGAAAGAGCAGUCAAGGAGCGUCAUGAGCAUGUUACCGUUGAAUAUUGGGGUUUUGCUGCCUUUGAGGGCGGUGAUUUCGACGAUCAACGCAUCAUUAUCAACAAUACCUACAAGGCAGUGCGAAUCAUUAGCGGUUCAUACAACCUUUACUAUUCGGUUUGGUGUAACAACGAGCACGAGCUGUACGAUCUCAACACCGACCCUUACCAACUCAAGAACCUCCUCCACAAGGAUGAAGAUACACCAUUAACAUUACUUGGUGUCCCAAUCGAGAAGGUCAUCAACCGACUCGACUCCCUUCUAUUUGUUCUGAAAUCAUGCAAAUCACAAACGAGAGAGUCCGUUAUGACCAUUGUGAGCUUGGUUACUUAG